Vigna angularis (adzuki bean) is the source of this 1539-nucleotide messenger RNA. RefSeq lists its product as uncharacterized. NCBI's taxonomy places the organism in Eukaryota, Viridiplantae, Streptophyta, Magnoliopsida, Fabales, Fabaceae. The coding region runs from base 1 to 1539 and encodes 512 amino acids. The transcript has 2 exons. The record is from RefSeq and is a predicted model, not a curated record.
AUGGCAUCAUGGAACUUGCCAUCAUCUUCAUCAUCGCAGUUCAUUGAUGAAGAACCUUUAAUAUUGGAUAACGUUGAUGACUUCAGCACGGAUGAUGAAUUAGACAACAUACUCGAAGAUGACAACAACGACGACGGCCACAUAACACAAUCAUCUGCACAAGUAAUUCCAGAGUUGAAUCAAGGUAUGCAGUUCCAGUCAAAGGAGGAAACUAUUCUUGCAAUCAAACAUUAUCACAUUACAAACGAUUACAAAUACACCGUCGUUGAGUCCAAACCCAACAUUUAUGUGAUUCGUUGUCUGGAAUAUCACAACGGUUGUCAAUGGCGUCUGAGGGCAGCUUAUAGCAAAGUCCGUAAAUAUUGGGAAAUCAAAAAUAUAGACGGACAACAUUCGUGUUUCUCAAUAAUACUAUCUCAAGAUCAUACAAAUCUUGAUAGUACUCACAUUGCCACGAUCAUAUCCAAUUCAAUCCGCACAAACCCAUCCAUUCGUGUCAAGAGUUUGAUUGCAGAUAUUAAGGGUCGAUUCGGAUAUUCUGUGUCGUACAGAAAAGCUUGGAUCACUAAACAGAAGGCUCUUGCUAUGGAGUUUGGAGACUGGGAGGACUCUUAUAACCACAUGACGAGGUGGUUGCAUGCCGUCAAGGAAGCAAACCUAGGUACAAUUUUACAAUGCACUGGUUCUCCUGUGAAUAUUGAUGGAGAAACCGACGAUAAUUGCUAUAUUAUGGAAAGAGUUUUCUGGUCUUUCGGUCCUUGCAUAGAAGGAUUCAAAUACUAUAAAUCCAUUCUCCAAGUUGAUGGCACAUUUCUCACGGGUAAAAAUCAUGGAACUUUGCUAACCGCCAUAGGUCAAGAUGGCAAUAGAAAUAUUUUCCCACUAGCCUUUGCCAUUGUAGAAGGUGAGACAAAGGAGGCCUUGAUAUGGUUUUUUCAACUACUUCGAGAACAUCUUUGUCAUCAACAAAAUAUUUGCAUCAUCAUUGACAGAGGAAAGGGUAUACUAUCCGCCUUAAGAUCAGAUGAAGUUAGUUGGGAACAAGAUGAUUUGAACUCUGUUUAUUGCAUACGUCAUCUAGCAUCCAACUUCAACAGCAAAUUCAAAAAUCACGACCUAAAAAAACAAUUCAUCAAUUUAGCUUACGAGGUCAAGCAACCAACUGUCACGGCAAAACUUGCUGCAUUGAGAAACCAAUACCCACAACAAGUUCAAUGGAUAGAUAAAAUUCCAUUACAAAAAUGGUCUCAGGCUUUUGAUGGAGGGAGAAGAUAUGGACAUCUGACGACUAAUCUUGCUGAGUGCACCAACUCCAUUUUAAAGGGAGCACGUUCAUUACCAAUAUGUGCUCUCAUCAGAACAACAUUUGAGAGGACACAAUCAUGGUUUGUUGAACGCGGAUUAAAGGCGAACUCUAUGCUACAAGCAGGACACCAAUAUCCUGAACAAAUCGCCGACAUCAUUAGGAAAAAUCAACAACAAUUCGCAUAUUGUCAUAUUCAUCGCUACAAUCGUGAAAAUUCUGAAUUUGAUGUUUAA